Thecamonas trahens ATCC 50062 is the source of this 414-nucleotide messenger RNA. RefSeq lists its product as uncharacterized. The coding region runs from base 1 to 414 and encodes 137 amino acids. The record is from RefSeq and is a predicted model, not a curated record. NCBI's taxonomy places the organism in Eukaryota, Apusomonadida, Apusomonadidae. The transcript is spliced from 2 exons.
AUGAGCGCGGUUGUGGUGAAGAUCAGUGGCCGCAGCGGUGCGAGCGGCGGCGGGCUGGUGGACAUCGUGGAAGAGCUGCCGGGCUCUGGGUCCUGGGACGCCGUGGCGGUGAGUCAGGCCGACGCGUACGCCGAGGCAGAGGUGAGCAGCAGCGUCGCGGUAGAGGCGCGGUCCGACUCGGAUGACGAGAUGGAUGACGGUUCGCAGCCGACGCGCACACUCAGCUUUGACGACUAUGGCGACGUUGAGGGUGGGCUCGAUGCCACGGAAGUGCUCGACGCCACGUUCCGUCUUGGGCGGAGCGAAGCCGAAGAGGCGGCGCGGGCGGCACUGAAGCUGCCGUUCGAGGGCGGGAUGGCGGGGAGAGGAGGCGGAGAUGGCGGCGUGGAUGCAGACGAUGACCUGGAUGUGUAG